CCUAUGAACAUACACGCACAAACACACACACACACACACACACAUAUACACGCACACAAAGGUACAAGACCUCAAAUAUGGAGUGAUUCAGCUUUGUUUGCCUUUGUUUGGAUUGAAAGACUGGGCAGGUAGGAGUGAACUAGUUGAUGAAACCAGAGAUGAACAAAGCAGCUCAUCUUCAAGUGGUCCAUGCAGGGGACAGGAGGACGCUGUCCAGAGCAGGGUUCCUCUCACUGCUGAAAAACUACAACUGUUUCCUCAAGGACCAGACCCAACUGCACCUCAGUUACUCUCAGGGUGAUGAUGGAGAGGUGGUGGUGGAAGGUUUCCUGAAUAUCUCCUGGGGAGUGCGGAGACCCAUCAGGCUGAAAAUACAGGAUGAUAAACAGAUGCUUCCCUUUGUUCCUGUGGUAUCACCUGACCCCACCAGUCCAGUCAGCCCCAACGGAAACAAGAGGGGUAUGACACGGUGGGGGGAGUAUGUUGACCUUCACCAGAUAGAUGAGAUGGCUGAGACACCGCAGGACACAGUAGUCACCAGUCCUUUACCAGGCCCAGUUGUUUACGAGACCACCACACUGCGUCCUGUGAGGCACAAGAGCUCAGAGCUGGAGGCCGAGUCCAACCUGUUUCGCUGUAUGAGCGACGCCUCGUUGGUCAAGAGGAGGAAGAAGGGGAAGUCAGCAGCACAAAGAGAGAAAGAAAGACAACAUCGCUUUUCUAUCAAUGGACACUUCUAUAACUAUAAGACGUCUAUUUUUACUCCAUCCUUUGGUACUCCAACUAAAGUUCGUAUCUCUAGCACAUGGACCACAAACCAGGUCAUUGAACAGCUACUAAACAAGUUCAAGAUAGAGAAUGAUCCCCAGGAGUUUGCUCUGUACUGUGUUCACCAGAGUGGAGAAAAGAGAAAGCUCAGUAACAGAGACCAGCCCCUAUGGGAGCGCAUAUUACAAGGACCCUCCGAAGACAUCAUGAGGAUUUUUUUGAUGGACAUGGACGAAGAGGAAGUCAGCAAUGAUGUAGCCCAGUAUCUGAACCUGGAGCUUCCCAUCCUGGAGCAGGUUCUACUGAAACUUGGAGAAGAGGAGCACAGAGAGAUACAGAGGGUCAUUGGCAAGUACCACCACCAGCACAGACUCAUAUCCCAUAUGCUGAACUGUAAGACACCUCACAUUGAGACCAGCGUCUGAUGACUGCUGAUCUGAAUCACUGACAGGACCGGGCAUUCAUCACAACACCACUUUAGGGAUAAAAGAUGAAAAGAUGAGAUGUGGAUAAAAAAAACAUUUUUCUUUUUUUACCUUUUUAACUUUCUAAGUUGCAAUGGUUUGGGUGUAAAACAUAAUGGUGGGAAAUGCCAUAUGAAAUACUACAGAGAUAUAACAAAACACAGUACUUCUUCACUAUAUGACAGGAUACGAUGCUGCUGUAAAUAACUGUACAUUAGUUUUGUGUGUUCAUUAAUAAAUGUUAGUUAUGGGACCAACAUGA
Molecule: messenger RNA, 1494 nt
Organism: Larimichthys crocea (large yellow croaker)
Lineage: Eukaryota; Metazoa; Chordata; Actinopteri; Sciaenidae
Gene: rassf6
Product: Ras association domain family member 6
Exons: 11
Coding region: 147-1193 (348 amino acids)
Biological process (GO): signal transduction
Source: RefSeq, a predicted model, not a curated record